AUGUCACCCGAAAACACCGAUCCUCUGGCCGGACUAGAUUCCAUCGACUGGUCUCAACUCAGCCACGCCUACAGCCCAGCUAAUGACGUACCACAUCUCCUAAAGAACCUACAGUCAGCAGAUCCUAAAGUCUACAAGACAGCAUUUGAUAAAUGUUGGCCCAACAUCUAUCAUCACGGCUCACGCUACAGUGCUUCAGUUGAAGCAGUUCCAUUCCUGUAUGCUUUACUUGAUAGCCCAGGUACCAACGAUCGCGAAAGCCUGUUGUACCUGAUUGUCAGUCUUGCAAUCGGUCAUCCAGACUGGGCGGUCCCUAACGGGAUUGAUAUCCAAGAAUGGGAAAAGCACCUUGCGGGUAUGGAUCCUGAAGACCGUGAUUAUGCAAUGAAAGAGCUCAAAGCCUACGAGACCGUCGAGCGGGGACUAUCUUCACUUCUACGUUGCUUGAACGAGGAUUCAGCGAGCAUGCGAGCCAAUGCAACUCAUGCUUUGGCAUUCUUCCAACGUCAAUCGGCUGCAUCGAGAGUAGAUCUCCUCGAUCGACUUAGUUGA
Molecule: messenger RNA, 552 nt
Organism: Fusarium odoratissimum NRRL 54006
Lineage: Eukaryota; Fungi; Ascomycota; Sordariomycetes; Hypocreales; Nectriaceae
Exons: 1
Coding region: 1-552 (183 amino acids)
Source: RefSeq, a predicted model, not a curated record